UGAAUUCCUGCUCUCUGCACGGACUGCUCUGUGACGAACUGCUUGGUGGCUCUGUGGUUUCCCAGCGGACCGUGAACGUACCUUCCGUCAGUUGGAGCUCCGCUCUGCGUCAACAGCCGCUCCGGUACAGGACAGUCUUUUCCUGUUGGCGUGUGCUGAGUCACUCCUUCACCUGAGUUUUACUGACUGCCUGUCCUUGGGCCUCCACUGAACCUCCAGAUUUCUCCAUCCACAGCUGCACCAUGAGUGUAUGAUGUCUGAGAGCAGUUGCUAUGGCCUGCAGCAGCGGUCAGAACAAUGCAGAGACUCUGGAGGGGUUCCACGAGGUGAAUCUGGCCUCGCCCACCACACCUGACCUUCAGAACCAAUCGGAUCAGCGCCCGGCCAUCCGUCACACCACCCCGCCCACUUCUCUAUAUCGCACCCACUCUCUGGGAGCGCCUCCUCCGGGCCUCCCCACCUCACUGCGAGCAGAUCAGCUGCCCACUCAGCCGGUGUACUCGGCACCACGGCACAGCCACAAUGGAAGCGUGCCAGGCCUGGAGGCAGAGUCGGCCGAGUUCAUGUCCGGAGAGGAUGGGGAGGAGUGUGGUGCUCUGAGCGACAGCCUGUCACGGCUGCGCAGCCCGUCGGUGAUGGAGGUCCGAGAGAAAGGAUAUGAGAGGCUGAAGGAGGAGCUCGCCAAGGCUCAGAGGGAGCUGCUGUUGAAGGAUGAGGAGUGUGAGAGGUUGUCUAAAGUCAGGGAUCAGCUCGGCCAGGAGCUGGAGGAGCUCACCGCCAGUCUCUUCCAGGAGGCUCACAAAAUGGUGAGAGAAGCAAACGUCAAACAGGCAAAUGCUGAAAAACAGCUGAAAGAAGCUCUGGGCAAGAUCGACGUCCUCCAGGCAGAGGUUCAGGCUCUGAAGACUCUCGUGCUCUCCUCCCCGACCUCCCCGGUGGGUGAGCUUCCCUCUGUGGGAACAGGAGGAGGCGUGAAGACUCCCUUCAGGAAGGGCCACAGCAGGAACAAGAGCACCUCCUCCGCCAUGCUGGGGACGCAGCCCGACCCGUCGGCCACGCAGCCCAUUGUACGCGAGUGUCGGGAGGUGGACGGUCAGCUGUUCAGCGAGUUCAAGGCAUGGAAGGAGGAGCCGACGUUCGACCGAAGCUGCAGCUUUCUGGAGAGAAUUUACCGUGAGGACAUCUACCCCUGCUUGACCUUCAACAAGAGCGAGCUGGGUUCGGCCAUCUUAGAGGCCGUGGAGCAGAACACACUGAGUGUGGAACCGGUCGGCUUCCAGCCGCUGCCUGUGGUCAAAGCAUCGGCGGUGGAGUGUGGAGGACCAAAUGGGCGCAGGUCUGAGCUCGUCACAAAAUGUGCCCUGAGCGGUCAGACCAAAACCUGCAAGCACAGAAUCAAGUUUGGAGAUUCGUCCAGCUAUUACUACGUGUCUCCCUACUGUAGAUACAGAAUCACGGCGGUGUGCAACUUCUUCACCUAUAUCCGCUACAUCCACCAAGGGCUGGUCAAACAGCAGGACGCAGAACAGAUGUUCUGGGAGGUGAUGCAGCUCCGCAGGGAAAUGUCCCUCGCCAAGCUUGGCUACUACAAAGACCAGCUGUGACCGGGGCCGUCCUCCACUCACAGCAGAGUCUGAGCUGAAGCCCCGCCCCACCCUGGCUCUUGCCCCUCCCCCUUAUUUUGUGUGAGUGUUUUUUGUGUGAGAGAGAAACUGUUUUCAAUCAUCACAAAAAAAGACUGAAGACUGUGAUUUUGGUGCCGGUGGUCAUUACUGAUCUGGACUUCUUUGGGUUCUGAAACAUGCAACACUCCAGUGUGUCAGAAAACUGACAUGUUUCUAAAAAAAUAACACUACAGACUGUUUGGUCAUCAGUUACAUGUGAUCUCUGGAGAGAUGCAUGUGGGUUUUGAAGCCUCAAAGCGAGAAAAAUAUCAAAAAUAGGUGUUAGAAAUAUGAGAAUAUCUGAUAAAAGUCAUAUUUCAAGGGUGAAGUUGAACCGUAGAAUAAAGUCAUUGUUUUAAGAGGAAGAACGUUGUAAACAGAAUCACAGAAACUGUGGAAAAAUAACCCCUUUUGUUUCCUGUUGUGGAGACGUCUGUGGCACCUAAAGUGGACGUUCGAGGAACUGCAGGUUGUGCUGCGCUUCCAGGUUCGCUUCAUUUUCCUGCUAGUUAACAGGACACAUCUUCCUUUUUCUUUAGGAUGAUUUUUCAAAAUAAACCGCCAUUCAUAACAGAAACCGUCA
Pundamilia nyererei is the source of this 2247-nucleotide messenger RNA. It is a transcript of the gene rab3ip, whose product is annotated as RAB3A interacting protein (rabin3). Gene Ontology annotation, molecular function: guanyl-nucleotide exchange factor activity. Gene Ontology annotation, cellular component: Golgi to plasma membrane transport vesicle. NCBI's taxonomy places the organism in Eukaryota, Metazoa, Chordata, Actinopteri, Cichliformes, Cichlidae. The transcript is spliced from 14 exons. The coding region runs from base 273 to 1604 and encodes 443 amino acids. Gene Ontology annotation, biological process: exocytosis. The record is from RefSeq and is a predicted model, not a curated record.